Molecule: messenger RNA, 342 nt
Organism: Paramecium primaurelia
Lineage: Eukaryota; Ciliophora; Oligohymenophorea; Peniculida; Parameciidae
Source: the annotation of a GenBank genome assembly
AUGAGCAAAACAUAUUAAUACUCAAAUUAGCAGACGUAAAUGUAUAGACAAAAAUAAUAAUAAGAGAAAGCGCUUAUCGAAUACUAUGUAUAUGAAGAUAUAUAAAACUUGAUUAAUUUAUUAUAUUCAAGAAAAGCUAUCCAUGAAUAUUUUUAGAAUGAUCCUAAUAAUCCAAUAGUUAUUUUAAGUAAUAACAAAGUUAUUUUAUAAUUAAAUUUAUCAUCUGGAAUUCACAAAGAUUGGCAUUAUUAAUAUUAAAUAAUUAUGAAUUAUCUAAUAAAUUAUAAAAUGAAAAAGCCAUUGCAUUAGAAACUCUUAAAUAUGUGGCUUAAGAACUUGUGA